AUGGGCCUCCGCCGUGGGGCUGCCAAAGGGUCUGUCCGUCUGCCCAAUAAAAAGGAACCAGGUGGUCAACAGAUCCUUUUGGUGCCCUUCUCUCCAGAUCGCUCCAAGUCCGGUCGGUUCGCCCACCAAAAAGGUCAGUUCUCAAGGUGCUUCAGCCCCGAUCCAGGCUACCAGGUGUCCAUCCAGCUCCUGUCCUCAAACUGGUUUAUGGUUGCUUUCCUGACCUUCCUCUGGAAAGUCCCAGCUCUGGGCCUCUCCAUCCGUUCCCAAACCCUCAAGUUCGGAGAGGACUGGGUCUUCCUCUUCCUCCUUGGCAUCUCUAUGGCCAGUCUGAGCUUCGGACUAGAUGUUGUCACCUCCAAAUGCCAACAAGCCAACCUGUGGGUCUAUGAGGAGCUGGCGGACCAUCGCUCCCUGCAGUACUUCUCCUGGGUCUUCUAUCAUGCGGCUCUGGCCAUGGUCUCAGCGGCUUCGGCCAAAUAUCUCUCGCCGCAAGCAGCCGGCUCUGGCAUCCCAGAACUCAAAGUGGCGCUUCGUGGGGUGGUCUUGCACGAAUUUUUCACGUUCUGGACCUUCGUGGCCAAGCUGGUGGGGGUGGUUUGCACGCUUGCGGCUGGGAGCACCGUCUUCCUUGGGAAAGUGGGUCCCUUCGUCCACAUGGCCACCAUUCUGGCCAUGCUGCUGGGCAAAGUCAUGGUCAAGUUUGCAGGGUCAGCGGAGAACCCCGGGCGCAAAUACGAGCUGAUGGUCGCGGGGGUCGCUGUGGGGGUCGCCUGCUGUUUUGUGGCUCCGGUUGGAGGGGUCUUGUUUGGGGUGGAGGCCACCGGAACCCACUUCGCUGUCCGCGAUUAUUGGCGCGGUUUCUUCGCCGCCACCUGUGCGGCCCUCACCUUCCGCCUCCUGGCCGUGCUCAACAACACCCCAGAAACAGUGGCUGUCCUUUUCUGGACCAGUUGGCGGGUCGAGUUCCCCUACGAUCUUCCGGAGCUGCUCUCCUAUGCCAUUUUGGGAGUGCUCUCCGGCGGACUCUGUUGCAUCUUCCUUUUCUGCCAUCGGAGCAUCCUGAUGUUUCUCCAGAGACGGACGAGGGUCAAGCGCAUCAUGGCCAACAACAAAAUCUUGCAUGCUGGUUUUAUCUCUCUCCUCCUGGCAAGCAUCACUUUCCCACAUGGAUCGGGGCAGUAUAUCGGCUCGAGGCUGUCUAUGAAGGAGCUGCUGGAGACCUUCUUCAGCAACGUCAGCUGGGGUCUUGAAGAGGCCAACAGCACCCAUCGUCCCCACUACUCCGCUGACCCUGGUGACUACUUUGGGUGGGCCCAUCCGGACCUCUCCUCCCUGGAGGUGCUCUCCUUCUUCCUCCUUGCCAAGUUCUUCAUGGUCCUCCUGGCCACCAGCAUGGUCAUCCCAGCCGGAUAUUUCCUCCCCGUCUUCGUCUACGGUGCUGCCUUGGGCCGUCUGUAUGGAGAAGUCAUGGCCAAAAUCUUCCCAGAUGGCAUUGUCUCUGAAGGAAUCCACAUGCGCAUCACGCCUGCUGGGUAUGCGCUGGCAGGUGCAGCGGCUUACUCCGGGGCGGUGACCCAGACCAUUUCGACAGCCUUGCUGACCUUCGAACUGACCGGUCAGAUGUCCCACAUUCUGCCAGUCCUGGUAGCUGUCUUGGUGUCCAACGCCAUCAGCCAACGCUUGCAGCCAUCCUUCUUCGAGGGCAUCAUUAUCGCCAAGAAGCUGCCCUUCCUGCCCAAACUCUCUGUGGGCAAGAGCCAGGGCCACAAUCUCUACGCCGAGGACUUUAUGGUGACUGACCUCCAAUACCUCUCCUGGGAAAGCAAAUACAAAGACCUCCGGAGGCUACUUAAAACCUCCAGCCUCAAGCAGUUCCCGCUGGUGGAUUCCCAAGAGUCUCGCAUCCUUUUGGGGUCCAUCAAGAGGAAGCAUCUCUCCAGGCUUCUCUCGGAGCAGCUCAGCUCAGAGAAGAGGUUCCAGCAUCUGCUCCACCAGUCGGAGGAAACAGCCAAAAAGAAGGAAGGCGAAACAGGCCCCAAUGAAGGGAGAGGAGAUACAUCAGUGGCACCCCGAGAGGAGGAGCCCCCCGCUUCCAGCGUUUCUGGGGGUCCUUUGGUGGAAGGCGAGGAACAAGACAAGACUUCAAAGUCCAUCCCAGGGAGUGCGGACAGCCGCCUGCCCCCCAAGAAGGACCACUGGCGAUACUACAACAUGGUGGAGGAAUGGGAAUGCCAACAGCUCCAGGAGACCCUCCCCUUGGAGGCUGUGCCCACUGAUCCAGCACCUUACCGACUCCUGCCCAAGGAGACCCUCUACCAGUGCUAUGACCUCUUCAACCUCCUGAGCCUCCGUACAGCGUAUGUGACUGAUGUGGGGCGCCUGGUUGGUGUUGUCAGCCUCAAGGAGCUCAAAAGGGCCGUGGAGCAGUGCGUCAAGGGCACUAUUGCCAGCAGACCCCAACAGCCGUCAAGUGAGCCCAGUGACCAGGAAUAGAAGCCCACCAAAGAGGGCAAACUCACCACCCUCCAAAAUUAAGGUGGGAUGAUGGAGCUUUAAAGUGUACCCCCAAAUCUCUGCUCCCCCCAUCACUUGACCUUCUGCCCAUCCAGCCCUGAGACCCCAAGGGAUGAUGGAUGAAGCCAGGAGGGCAGAGCAGAAGGGCAGCCAUUUGGGAAGGGGUCCCUCACAUCUCCUUUACAAAAUGGGGGGCACCAGAUGGGAGAGAGAAGGAAGACGGACCUGAUUUGGGAAGGGACUCCCGAAUAACCCUCUGCCAUCCCAAUGGUGCAGCUGCUUUUAAAACGUCCCAGUUUCUCUCUCCUCCUCUCACUUAGUCUUAAGCUUACUUCCCAGAAAAGUCGCGUAAUCACGUGUAACGAUUUCACACGACGUCGCACAAAACCCACUGUUAAAGCGGUCAUAAAGAACCAUUAAUGCACAUCUUUUUACUUUUGGGGUUUCAGUGACGAUGCAUUUCCGACAUCACUUUAUUUGUGCCAUUUGCGUGUGAUAAUCAUUUGCACAAUUACUCACCAUUUCCGCUUUGUUUGCAGUAUGCUUUAAAUGUGCUUAAAUCUCACUUCAAUGUCAAAACCAGCCCCAUAAACUCCUCUGAAACAGAGCAAACGACCAUGCAAGCUCGACUCAGGCUUGCAUCCUUCCGAGGAGGGAGCUAAAAUGAGUACCCAGACUGUUGGGGGCAAAUUA
Molecule: messenger RNA, 3210 nt
Organism: Sceloporus undulatus (fence lizard)
Lineage: Eukaryota; Metazoa; Chordata; Lepidosauria; Squamata; Phrynosomatidae
Product: chloride channel protein ClC-Ka-like
Exons: 23
Coding region: 1-2496 (831 amino acids)
Biological process (GO): transmembrane transport; chloride transport
Cellular component (GO): membrane
Molecular function (GO): voltage-gated chloride channel activity
Source: RefSeq, a predicted model, not a curated record